This is a messenger RNA of Pestalotiopsis fici W106-1, 744 nucleotides long. RefSeq lists its product as uncharacterized. Gene Ontology annotation, biological process: nucleocytoplasmic transport. Gene Ontology annotation, molecular function: GTPase activator activity. NCBI's taxonomy places the organism in Eukaryota, Fungi, Ascomycota, Sordariomycetes, Amphisphaeriales, Sporocadaceae. The transcript is spliced from 3 exons. Bases 1 to 744 code for a protein of 247 amino acids. Gene Ontology annotation, cellular component: cytoplasm; nuclear pore. The record is from RefSeq and is a predicted model, not a curated record.
AUGAGCUCUACUGAGAACACCGAGCCCAAGGUCGAGGAGACCACCCCCGCGGCGGCCCCCGCUGAGGCUACCACCGCCACUGAGGAGGCCAAGCCUUCCGUGACCUCUUCUUCUGUCUUCUCCAUGUUUGGAGGUGGCGCGAAGAAGGAGAAGAAGGACGAGGAAGAGGACCGUGGUGACAACUCUGGAAGCGCCAAGGCCCAGCGUGAUGCUGCCGCUGCCGCUGGCGAGGACGAAGCUCCCGAGUCCGAGGAUGUCCACUUCGAGCCUGUCGUCAAGUUGACUGAGAAGGUCGAUGUCAAGACCAACGAGGAAGCCGAGGAGCAAAAGUUCAAGAUGCGUGCCAAGCUCUUCAAGUUUGUGCGCGAGUCAAGCGAGUGGAAGGAGCGCGGCACCGGUGACGUCCGUUUGCUCAAGCACAAGGAGAACGGCAAGACCAGACUCGUGAUGCGCCGCGACAAGACCCUCAAGGUCUGCGCCAACCACUACGUUGUCCCCGAUAUGAAGCUGUCUCCCAACGUCGGCAGUGACCGAUCCUGGGUCUGGAACGCCGCCGCUGAUGUGAGCGAGGGCGAGCCCGAGGCCGUCACGCUUGCUAUCCGCUUCGCCAACUCGGAGAACGCCAACCAGUUCAAGGAUGCUUUCCUCCAGGCCCAGAAGGACAACGAGGCCCUCUUUGGCGCCUCCGAGGCCGAAAGCGCAGCUCCCAAGGAGGCAGAGGAGACCAAAGAGGCCUCUUCGUAA